Molecule: messenger RNA, 573 nt
Organism: Phyllostomus hastatus (greater spear-nosed bat)
Lineage: Eukaryota; Metazoa; Chordata; Mammalia; Chiroptera; Phyllostomidae
Gene: CLEC19A
Product: C-type lectin domain containing 19A
Exons: 5
Coding region: 1-573 (190 amino acids)
Molecular function (GO): signaling receptor activity
Source: RefSeq, a predicted model, not a curated record
AUGCAGAGGUGGGAGCUGUGGGCCUUGGCCACCAUGACCCUCCUCUCUGCACAGGCCUUUCCACAAGCAGACAUCAGUAUCAGCCCAGGAAAGCACAGGGCCAUGCCAGAGCUGCCCCAGGCUUCCCAGUGCCCACUGUUCUGGACGGAGUUCAAAGGCCACUGCUAUCGAUUUUUCCCUCUCAAUAAGACCUGGGCCGAGGCUGACUUCUACUGUUCUGCAUUCUCCAUUGGCUGGAAGUCCGCCAAACUGGCCUCCAUCCACAGCUGGGAGGAGAACGUCUUUGUGUAUGACCUUGUGAACAGCUGUGUUCCUGGGAUCCCAGCUGACAUCUGGACAGGGCUUCAUGACCAUAGACAGGAAGGGCAGUUUGAAUGGACUGAUGGCUCAUCCUAUGACUACAGCUACUGGGCUGGGAGCCAGCCAGAUGAUGGCAUCCAUGCCAGGCCAGGAGAGGAGGACUGCGUGCAGAUGUGGUACCGGCCCACCAGCGCUCUGAGGUCAUGGAAUGAUAACACCUGCAGCCGAAAGUUCCCCUUUGUCUGCAAGAUUGCAUCUCUGACCAUUCACUGA